CGGAAUUUAGGAAGAAUUUCGGAGAAUAACCGGUCAGUGAUCCGUGGCUUCCUUCAGAAGGGUACUGUUCCGUCAGAAUUCCGAGCAUAAGGUUUGUUUGACAGAAAAGGAGAAUGCAAAGGUGGUACGAUGAGAACUUAAAUCUCGGCAUUCGACGAGUGACCAUGACAACAUAGUCCAUCACAAAUAUCGAAAGCGUACAGACGGAGCAAAGGGAUGUGUGAGGUGAGACGAUCACGAUCAUCGAGGUUGAGUGGGUUUUCCACACCCUAAAGACUGUCUUCUAGGUUUCUGAAUGUCCGCCUUCGGAUUUUUUUCUCCUGAAUUGUCCUAUUCCCAGUGCUUCUUUUCGUUUGAUUUGUAUUCAUUAAACAGUUCGUUUGAUUUGGUCAAUACUUCAAAACGCAUCGGGAAUGGAGCCAGAGGAAGGUCUUGGAUUCAUCAGUCAGUCGGAGAGCCAGAUGACUCGAACACGACGACGGGUGCACGAUGACUUUUUGCCAUCGGUACGGGACAUAUACGUACCAAAAUACGAUACAGUACAUUGUUUGUUGGAUGCUUCGGGGAGUUACUUACCUCAUGAGGGCAGGAUAGAGAAGACUUCGCGACUGAGGGUUGAAGGGAAAUUCGAUCUGGCUCCACAGAUAGGGAAGAAAUCCGUGGAGCUAGAACACAUGGGCGACCCAAUCGACGCGGGAGAUGUAGCAAGUAAGCAGGAGGUUCCUAUUUGCGUGAGCAACUCAUACCGUACAAGGCGGCCACACUUCUGAGGCGAUAGAAGAUUCCGGGACCUCAUUCGAUGCCGAUAGGGUUCUUGCUGUCCUUCAGCAAAGCUUGGGUCCCAUUUCACUAGACCAUAUCAAUCGCAGAACCUUGACAAAGCAAGAGGCAACCGAAAAGAUGACCGGUGGUUCAUGACAAAUAGCCGACCAAUUUUCUAACCGACCUCAUGAUACAAUGUGGCUAGCAAAGUCUGCCACCUCCCCUUGUACACGAAUCUGUAAUAUUCUACUCAUUGAGAGCACCGGGUAUUCGAUCUGCUGCUUCUUCUCCCUUCGCAAGACGAAGAAUAGCUUGCGCAGCAAGCAAAGAUCUGGA
Molecule: messenger RNA, 1098 nt
Organism: Marchantia polymorpha subsp. ruderalis
Lineage: Eukaryota; Viridiplantae; Streptophyta; Marchantiopsida; Marchantiales; Marchantiaceae
Source: the annotation of a GenBank genome assembly